AUGGGCCGCGCGCAGAUCUUGCAGGAGCUGGCGGUGUUCGACGGUUCUAUACGGUUUCUUCCGCUGGACAAAACCAUUGUGGCCUUGUUUGCAGCAUUUGCGAAGCAGCGUGCGCUUUCCGAAGAACAGCAGGGAGUGGCAGAAGAACAGCAGGGAGUGGCAGAGGAGUAUGAGGGAGGGCCUCUGCGGCUGAUCGGCCAGAUGCUUCAAGCUCUCGUUCUGAUUCCUUUGCUCGUCAUCGCGUUGCUGGUAUCCUUGGCCAUAAAGUGCUUCCUGGGUAAGGCCGCAAGUCCGGCCCAACUCCGGAGCUCUGUCCGUAGAUUCGCUGAGAAAGCCUUGAGGCGUGGACCAAGGGCACUUUUGGACUAUCCCGAGGGCCACAACUGGAUCGGCGGUUUGGACAUGAUUUGGACUUCCCCCCCAAUGGUGCGAAGGGUUAAGCCACAUCUGCAGCAGAUAUCCGAUUUCGAGCCCGGCGAUCGCCUGGUAUCCGUGGGCGACCAACCGACAGAGGCUUUGGGGCGUGAGGAG
This is a messenger RNA of Symbiodinium necroappetens, 531 nucleotides long. The record is from the annotation of a GenBank genome assembly. NCBI's taxonomy places the organism in Eukaryota, Dinophyceae, Suessiales, Symbiodiniaceae.